Messenger RNA from Drosophila obscura, 335 nucleotides. RefSeq names its product protein CEBPZOS. The coding region runs from base 72 to 335 and encodes 87 amino acids. The transcript is spliced from 2 exons. The record is from RefSeq and is a predicted model, not a curated record. NCBI's taxonomy places the organism in Eukaryota, Metazoa, Arthropoda, Insecta, Diptera, Drosophilidae.
AAUUCAUUGUUUUUAUUUCCGUGACGAUUUGUUUUAAUUUACAACGUGUCCUAUUCCUUUCAAUUCUUGUAAUGUUACCAAAAACACCCAAGCCUGCAAUUUGGAGAUUCAUCAAGGGUAGCGCCAAGACUCUGUUUGUAGUGGAGGCUGUCUGUUUUGCGGCCAGCUACGGAGUCUAUUACCGCAUGAACACGAAUCGAGAGUUCCGUCAGCAUAUACACGAGAACUAUCCCUUUGUGCUUGAUUACUAUUACAAAAUCGGCGAGAUAGUCGGCGAUAACAAGGCUCGUCAGACGGACGCCAAUUAUUGGGGCACCCUGAAGAAAAGCGACUAA